This is a messenger RNA of Caenorhabditis remanei, 672 nucleotides long. RefSeq lists its product as uncharacterized. The transcript has 2 exons. The coding region runs from base 1 to 672 and encodes 223 amino acids. Lineage: Eukaryota; Metazoa; Nematoda; Chromadorea; Rhabditida; Rhabditidae. The record is from RefSeq and is a predicted model, not a curated record.
AUGCAACCAAUCAACACUUUCCUUUUGGCCAUUCUUCUCAUCGCCGCCGCACCAGUUGUCUUCUCCGAUGAAGUAGCUGUCACUCCAGCCCCUGGCGACGAGAUCGCAGUUCCAAGCGUUGACGAAGCUCUGCCAGCAACUGAAGCCGACGUGCCAACUGAAACCAAAGAAGAGACCGAAGAGGCCACUGAAGCAGCCGCCGUUGAAGCAACAGAAGCCCCAGAAGUUUCAGAAGUCCCAGAAGCUACCGAUGCCACUGCUCCAGAAGUCACCGAAGCUCCAGAAGCCGCUCCAGAAGUCCCGGAAGCCACCGAUGCCACUGAGCCAGAAGUCACCGAAGCUCCAGAAGCCGCUCCAGAAGUCCCGGAACCCACCGAUGCCACUGAGCCAGAAGUCACCGAAGCUCCAGAAGCUAAAGAAGCCGUCGUCACUGAGGCUCCAGAGGUCGUUGUCACCGAAGCUCCAGUGACUGAAGCUCCAGAAGUUGUCGAGGAAGUGACUUCUCGUCCAGCCUUCACCGAAGAGCCACAAGUCGCCGACGAUGAAGACGUUGAAGACGUCACCACCCUUGAGGACCUCUUCAACUCGACCACCAACUCGACUUCUGCCGGUUUCCGUUCUUCUGGAACAUUCUUCGUUGCUCCAAUUGUCCUCUACGCAUUGGUUCAAUGA